AUGUUCCAAAAGAAACCCCCUACUGUCCGGCGAGGCGGAUCGAGAAGGCCCUCGUUCAUGGGGAAUGGCGAUGUGGCCGAUGUCGAGGCCGAAAAGGGCCCCUUCAACGAUGAUUCCAAGAUGCCUUUCCUCACCGUGAGAACAUUCUUCAUGGCCGUCCUGGUCUCAUUCGGCGGACUAUGUUUUGGUUAUGAUACAGGACAGAUCUCCGGCUUCCUGGAAAUGGACGACUUCCUGCGCAACUUCGCCAACGAGCGCAAUCCACUAGGGUUCGAUAACGUGCGAUCCGGUCUGAUAGUCGGCAUGCUCUCCAUUGGUACCCUAAUCGGAGCACUCAUCGCCGGCCCCGUCGCAAACAACAAAACAAUCGGUCGCAAGUACUCCAUCUGCAUCUGGUCCGUUGUUUUCUGCGCCGGUGUCGCCGUACAAAUCGGUUCCCUCGGUCCACGAUGGUAUCAACUCAUGAUCGGACGGAUCAUUGCCGGUUUGGCCAUUGGAGGCAUGUCCGUCGUGGUUCCGGCCUACCAGGGCGAAUCCAGCCCUCGACACGUCCGAGGUGCUAUUGUGUGCUGCUACCAACUGUUCAUCACAAUCGGCAUUCUGAUCGCCAAUCUGAUCAAUUUCGGCACCGAGAGCAUACAAAACACGGCCUCAUGGCGUAUCCCCAUGGGAAUUGGAUUCUUAUGGGCCAUUGUCCUGGGUACCGGGAUCCUAUUCUUCCCAGAAACACCCCGCCACCAAUACCGACACGGCGACAUCGACCGGGCCACGACCAGCGUCGCCAAAUUCCACGGCGUGUCCGAACGGCACCGAGUCGUCCAAGAGCAAGUGGUGGAAAUGCAGGAGAAGCUCCAACUCGAACUCGAAGGCGGCUCUCACCCAUGGUACGAAGUCUUCACCGGACCUCGCAUGCUGUACCGCACUCUGCUGGGCAUGACCGUCCAAGCACUCCAACAGCUGACGGGCGCCAACUACUUCUUCUACUACGGCACGACGGUCUUUGCCAGCGUGGGCUUAUCGAACUCGUACGUGACCCAGAUCAUCCUGGGCGCCGUCAACGUCGGCUGCACGUUCCCGGGCCUGUACUUCGUCGAAAAGUUCGGCCGUCGCAAAUGUCUCAUGGCUGGCGCGGCCUGGAUGUUCAUGUGUUUCCUGAUCUUCGCGUCUCUCGGCCAGUUCGCCCUGCAGAACGCCGACGGCACCAACAACCAGACCAUCGGCUAUGUCUUGAUCAUCUUCUCGUGUCUGUUCAUCGCUGCUUUCGCAUGUACUUGGGGCUGUCAAGCUUGGGUGGUUACUGCGGAGAUCUAUCCGUCCAGAUACCGGUCGCAGGCUAUGGCGCUGUGCGCUGCCAGUAAUUGGUUGUUCAAUUUCCUCAUUGCUUUCUUCACACCCUUCAUCACCGGCGACAUCAACUUCGCCUAUGGCUACGUCUUCGCCGGCUGCAAUCUGUUUGCCCUGUUUUUCGUCUACUUCUGCCUGCCCGAGACGUCGGGCCGCUCUCUGGAGGAGAUCGACACCAUGUUCCUCCUCGAAGUCAAGCCGUGGAAGAGCAGCAAAUGGAUCCCGCCGAGGGGCGAGGAACUCAUCACCGCCGAUAGAUUGAGAUUGAAUACUGGUGGGAGAGGCAUUACCAAGAAACAGGAGGCCGGGUACGGAGCGGCGGAACAGCGCGAAACGGUUGGUGUUAGUGAUGGUCCGAAUGGAGGACACGGGGGUGGAGUGCUUGGUGGUGCUGAUGCUGGUGAUGACUUGCCUCAUGUUCCUAUCGUUUCGGGCCAGAAUCAGUCUCCUAUGGGCGCUGGAGUGCGUGGCGAAUCGUUUAGAGGGCCGCAAUGA
Molecule: messenger RNA, 1839 nt
Organism: Capronia coronata CBS 617.96
Lineage: Eukaryota; Fungi; Ascomycota; Eurotiomycetes; Chaetothyriales; Herpotrichiellaceae
Product: MFS transporter, SP family, sugar:H+ symporter
Exons: 5
Coding region: 1-1839 (612 amino acids)
Biological process (GO): transmembrane transport; carbohydrate transport
Cellular component (GO): plasma membrane
Molecular function (GO): carbohydrate:proton symporter activity
Source: RefSeq, a predicted model, not a curated record